Molecule: messenger RNA, 1582 nt
Organism: Seminavis robusta
Lineage: Eukaryota; Bacillariophyta; Bacillariophyceae; Naviculales; Naviculaceae
Source: the annotation of a GenBank genome assembly
CGAAGAGGCAAGGUGUACCACGCUGCAAUACAAACAUCAGAUUCGAUUUACUGCUCAGAGCAACAGGUCCUGUCGAAUUCAUUCCUUUAUCAUGUCCAUGCAUCUCUUCUUUCUGUCUCACAAAUCAAAAAGAACCAAACAAAGAAAACAUCCAUUGCAAAGAAACCCCACUAAUCGGUACCAUGACAACCAACCAAACCAUCGACGUCACUGAUCUUCAGUAUCAAGCGUCCAAAUCUUUUUUGCCUGACAAGGAAUCGCUUUGGAAGUUUCCUCAAGAACAUGAUGGAUGGGUUCAUGCACACAAUGCUAUUCGUGGCGAGAUGCAGACCAUUGAAGACUGCUUUCGAGUCAUCCAGAGUAGAUCCAAAAAGCAACCACAGCUUCAAAACUGGGAGGCGGCCGCUCUCCGAACAGUGUUUGAUGCCCAUGUAAAUUUUGUGCACGUGCACCACACAAACGAAGACGACAUUAUUACCCCCUGGCUAGCCACCCGCGUGAACCUUCCGUCCAAGCUCACAGAUGAUCAUGCACAUAUCGUGAGAGAUAUGAAAUCCAUUCAAACCAGGAUCCAUGGGCUCAAGGGAGGCGACAACAGAGAUACCUCCAUGGCUGCAUUGUUGACGCUUUGGAAACCGUACACGGUUACUAUGCGGGAACAUUUGCAAGAAGAAGAAGACAUUGGGCUUCCAUUGUUGCGAGCUUACUUCACGCCCAAGGAGCUCCUCAGGACCGUCAUGAAACUUUCCAAAAAGGAAUCUUCGAACCCACUCGUCACUGGCACUUUCGUCCAUCACAUGGGAAAAGAUCACUGCCGCAAGGAAUUCAUGAAAGAGCACGAUGUUCCGUCCUUUGUUUGGUACAUCGCAUUCGCUAGACCAUUGAAGAUGUACGAGAAGCAAGUUGUUUCUGUCGUCAAGGCCAUUCAUGUUGGCGUGGAACCUGUGCCCGUCAAGAGAGGCGGACUCUGGUGUUGUUAGAGCUGAUGGAUUGAUUGGAACAUCAGCAUGCGCUCACCGCUGCAGACAUCAGCGGCUCUUGACUGCCACUACUACUAUCUAGAAUGUAACAAACUAGCUUUUAAGUUAACAAAGAAGCAGCUGCCAGGCAACCAAAGCUUCUGAGAGUCUGCGGCUGAGUACCGGUAUUUGACCACAGCUUCGGUUCACAUCUGCGAUGGCACAUCUACGGGCGCUGCAGAGGCAACUAACAUUCUGCUUCGUCUGGCAGAAAACAAAUCUCGCUCUCAUCAUCGGAAUCACCCCGUGUGCCAUCCUCGAAGCGUGCUGCUUCUUUGGAUUUGAGUUCUGGAUCAGCAAGAGCUGCUUCGUCGUGAUGAUGCAAUAUAACAGUAUCCAUGGGCCCAAGCGGAAAGCAAAUCUCCCUUUCUUCAUCGGAAUCGGUCAGUGGACCAUCCUCAAGACGUGUUUCCUUGGAUUCAAGCUCUGGAUCGGCAACUUUGACCAGUCCACUAUCAUGAUCGCGAUCCUGAAUGACAACACGAACAUUCAUGGGUCUGGCAAUACCAACAUCCAUUGGCCCCAGCAUGGGUCCAGCAGGCCGAAAUGGCCAUCGCAUGAAG